Molecule: messenger RNA, 789 nt
Organism: Adineta ricciae
Lineage: Eukaryota; Metazoa; Rotifera; Eurotatoria; Adinetida; Adinetidae
Source: the annotation of a GenBank genome assembly
AUGCCUGGUCACUACCAUUAUCGCCGUCGAUGUUUCUCAUUAAAACGAACGAGUGAAUAUGCACAACAUUGGUUUCAUGAACGUACGUCAUCCUUAUCACGUCGACAUCAAUCUCUCAAACGUGAUACUUCAUCAACUAUCGACAUAAGUCAGAAGAACAUCGGCCACAGAAUGGCCAAAAAAAACUAUGAUCUUCUAUUUAAAUUACUGCUGAUCGGUGAUAGUGGCGUUGGAAAAACGUGUGUUUUAUUUCGUUUUUCUGAUGAUUCAUUCAAUUCAUCUUUUAUUUCCACCAUUGGAAUUGAUUUCAAAAUAAAAACAAUUGAACUUGAUGGUAAAAAGAUCAAACUGCAGAUAUGGGAUACUGCUGGUCAAGAGCGUUUUCACACUAUAACCACAUCGUAUUAUCGCGGAGCCACCGGUAUCAUGCUCGUUUAUGAUGUGACUCAAGCACGAUCUUUUGAAAACAUCGAUAAAUGGCUGCGUAAUAUUGAUGAUCAUGCAUCUGACGAUGUUGUCAAAAUGUUGAUUGGUAAUAAAUGUGACAUGGAAGACAAACGUUGUAUAGCGCGUGCUCGAGGUGAAGCUCUAGCCCGAGAACAUAUGAUUCCAUUUCUUGAAACAUCUGCAAAGAAUAAUAUUAAUAUUGAGAAAGCUUUUUUCGAAAUGGCACGACUUGUAUUGAAAAAGACGCCGUCAAAUGUAUCUGAGCCAACAUCUGGCGGAGCUAUUGGUGUUUCGCAAGGAAAUAGACCAACGAAUCAAUCAAGUUGUAUUAAUUGUAUGUGA